This is a messenger RNA of Racocetra fulgida, 1443 nucleotides long. Lineage: Eukaryota; Fungi; Glomeromycota; Glomeromycetes; Diversisporales; Gigasporaceae. The record is from the annotation of a GenBank genome assembly.
AUGGUAAAUAUCAAAAAUACAUUAGCCCAUGUUUACGAUAAAUCCAAACCAAGACAUACUAAUUUAUCAUCUGACUUAGAUACCGAUCUCAAAGAAUUAGAAACCAUUGAUAAAUCUAUCGGUCAAGAAAAAUUAAAAACUGAUGCGGAAAUCAAGAAACUCCAAGACGAGAAAAAGAAUCUAGAAAAUGAUAUUACAGCAAAAGAUGCCCUUAUCAAACAAAAGGACGAAGAAAUCGGCAGCAAGAUUACCAAGGAUUUAGUGGAUAAAUUACAAGCCGUCAGCCAAAUGGACUUAAAAAAACAGCCCAAAAAAAAUGCCGAUGGAACCGAUAUGAAGGAUAAAGAUGGCAAUAUCAUUUAUGAAGAAGUAGUGGAUUUAUCGCCCCUAAAAAUUCUGCUGGAAGAAAUAAAAACCAAAGGAGCCAAAGUCGAUGUCAGCAGUUUAGACAAUAAGUUUAAAGAAGUAAAAGACGAGAAUUUUGCUGAACCUUACUAUUACUCCUUUAUUAGACUAAAAGGCCAAUCUAUCGAUCUGCCCGUAAUAUUCAAAAUUAAAACGGAUAACCAAGAACCCCCACUAAAAAAAGGCACUCGGAUAGAAUUAACGGGCAACUAUUCUAAUUCCGAAAAGAAUGUCCGCAAAUCCUUCACCGCUUAUUCUUACCAACUUUUAAAUGAGAAAAGAAUCCGCAAAAAAUGUAUCGGUUGCUGCGAUACUUUUACUUGCUACCAGUCCCAGAAUUAUGAUUACUGUAAAAAUUGUGAACUCAACGGGAGCCGUUAUGUCCCCCGGGAAAACAAAUGCUCCGAAUGUGGAGAUGAAUACACCAACAAUAAAUCAGUAAAAGAAAUGACAACUAGACAAUUAAAAACGGCCAUUCAAAAAGAUAUUGAGGAAUUAAAAGAAAUUUUGCCCUUGGAACCCAACCCUGAUGCUUGUGGAGGAUUGUUAGAAGAAAUUGAUAAAAUAAAGACCGUUAUUGAAAGCCAAAAUGGACUAAAUGAUAAAUUGGAAGAAUGGACGAAUACGAUUAGACUUUACUUAAAUAUUUUGGAUAAAUUCCCCUCCGAAUUUACCACCCAAAGUUUAAGAGAAUAUUUUAAAAUUAACCUGAAAAAUUACGAAGCCACCAGUUUAAAAGUUCAACAACGAGCCUUUAAUUCUUAUAUCAAAUUUAAGAAAUUAGAGAGAAAGUUUUAUGAUACCAUUAGCGAAGGAGAAUUAGAAAAGUUGAAAUUAGCCAAAGCUCAAUUAUUAACUAUCCAACAAUUAUUAGGGCAUAGUAGCGUUCAGACCACCGAAAACCAAAAAAUCAAAGUUUUUGCCAAACUUUCCCAAGACGGACAACCUAUUUAUUACCGCCAUGACUUCGCCAAAGCCGAUAUUAUUAAUUUUCAAUUUAGCCCUGAGGAUAUUGUGGAAAAAAAUGAAAAAGGCUGA